AUGAUCCCCCGGCAACCCUAUGCGCCGACACCGCAUAGCUAUAUUCCCAAUACCACACUAUCGGCAACCAUCAAUCUCGAUGAGGCAACCGACACACGCGCCGAGCGCGACCUGCAAGACUCGCUCGCCGAGAUCUUUAGCAUUAUUGUCACUCUCGACGAGCUCGAGAAGGCUUUCCUGAAAGAUGCGAUCCUUGAGGCCGAUUACACCGAGAUCUGCGAGCGCUCCCUGAAGCAGUACAAGUCCAUUUUAGCAGACGAGACCGUGGCAAAAGCCUUUGUGGGCUUGGAGGAAUUCAAGGCAGAAUGGGAUCUCGAAGUCCCUCGCGCAACAGAGCGCAUCCGCGUCGGCAUGCCCUCGACAACCGUGACAGCCUCAUCAAGCGCUGCUCCGGCUCCCACGGCCGCCGGUAAUACGAGCGGCACGCUCAUUCUGGAAGCGACGCAGGAGUUCAUCACCUUCCUCGACGCCGUCAAGCUGGGCCUGCUCUCCAAGGAUCAGCUGCACCCCUUGCUCUCCGACGUCAUCCAGUCCGUCAACAAGGUCACCGACCGCGACUUUGACAGCAGGGGCAAGAUUGUGCAGUGGCUCAUCACGCUGAAUCAGAUGAAGGCCACGGACGAGCUGAGCGAGCAGCAGGCUCGCGAGCUUGAGAUGGACAUUCAGCAGGCUUACCAGGGGUUCAAGAGUACUCUCACGUAA
Colletotrichum tamarilloi is the source of this 702-nucleotide messenger RNA. RefSeq names its product VPS28 protein. Gene Ontology annotation, cellular component: ESCRT I complex. The transcript has 3 exons. Gene Ontology annotation, biological process: protein transport to vacuole involved in ubiquitin-dependent protein catabolic process via the multivesicular body sorting pathway. The record is from RefSeq and is a predicted model, not a curated record. Bases 1 to 702 code for a protein of 233 amino acids. NCBI's taxonomy places the organism in Eukaryota, Fungi, Ascomycota, Sordariomycetes, Glomerellales, Glomerellaceae. Gene Ontology annotation, molecular function: protein-containing complex binding.